CGUUCCUUUCCCUUUUAAAGACACUGAUGAUCACAGCGAUACAAUGCCUGAAGCUGAAGUUGUGUACUCUGAUGUAAAGUUCAAAAGAGACAAGGGAAAUACUCAUGGCAGCGCGUCCUCAUCGGCACCGCAUGAAACCACUUGCUCUGAAGUCAGGAUCGUGAAGAAGCAGCCAUCCACAGAGCUUCCUGAUACCCAACAGCAAUCUGAGUCAGGUCCACGAUGUAGAGUCACCUCAGAGAGAGCGGCUGUGUUUGUUCUCAGUGUUCUCCUGGCAGCUUCUCUCAUCGCUCUCGCACUGACCUUGUAUAAAAACAACCAAACCGAAGAAAGUCGGGCUGUGGAAAAGAAUCUCAAAGGGUACUCAUGUACAACAUGUCCAGUCGGCUGGGAGCGUUAUGGAGGGAAAUGCUAUUAUUUCUCCACCAAUAAAGCAACAUGGACAAGGAGCAGAGAUGAAUGCAGAUGCCAAGGAGGAGAUUUGGUUAAGAUAGAGAGCAGAGAGGAGCAGGAAUUCCUGGAGCAGAAAGUGAGAGUUAAGAUGACUCCAGACAAGUUCUGGAUCGGACUGACGGACUCAGAGACAGAGGACACAUGGCUGUGGACAGACGGAUCAGCACUGAACAGCAGCUUUCCUUUUUGGUCUAAAGGAGAGCCAAACAACGCUAAAGGGAGAAAUCCUGAUGGAGAGGAUUGUGUGAAGAUGGGGAAGAGAGGUGGAGCGACAGACCUGAAGUGUUGGAUUGAUCAAUCCUGUGAAGACCCUUACAGAAGUAUCUGUGAGAAACCAGUGUGAAUCUCACUGUGAAUCUGAAAGCAGUUCAGCUUAAGUCUCAGCCUGUUUAUCUAUCUCAGUACAGGAUGCAGAACGUGGAGCAGGGUGGUUUUUAAUAAAGCUCUUAUUUAAAUAAAAAUAAUAUAUACAGCCGUGCAAACAUUCAAAUGCAGUUUCUUGAAUGUGUUGAAUGAUUAAGAAAGGGAUCACAUGUAACAGAAGUUCAAUUUAACUUUAAACUAUAAAGGCACUGAAUUUGCACAAAAUAAGUGAAAGUCACUUUGGGCUCGGAGUAAUUGUGACAGCAUUUCUCCAUAUUAUCACAAUUUUUACAAAUCAAGCAAUCAUUCAAAUUAUGGAGAACUUAUUUAAGCAGAUUCAUCUAUAAUGAUUAUAUUCAUUGCAUUUCAAUACAAAACAUUUAAUAAUGAGAUCCAACUCCAACAACUCCAACAGUACAAUAAAAUGUAUGCAUUAGGCACAACAAUCUGAUCAGAUACGAGGUAGUAUAUUAUAACGAUCGCAGCUUUGAGUGCUUUUACUUAUUAAUAAUAUUGCAGGGCUUUUACUGGUGAUAGUAUAUUUUUUGAAUGGUAUUAUUACUUUAGAACGUAUUAGUUUACCUUCUGUCAAUCAACAUCUUGUUUAAGCAGUACUUAUAUAAACUGCUGUGUUUAACUUUUAACCAAACAUCAUACUU
Gymnodraco acuticeps is the source of this 1475-nucleotide messenger RNA. It is a transcript of the gene illr4, whose product is annotated as immune-related, lectin-like receptor 4. The transcript is spliced from 7 exons. The coding region runs from base 44 to 796 and encodes 250 amino acids. The record is from RefSeq and is a predicted model, not a curated record. NCBI's taxonomy places the organism in Eukaryota, Metazoa, Chordata, Actinopteri, Perciformes, Bathydraconidae.